This is a messenger RNA of Eurypyga helias (sunbittern), 1507 nucleotides long. RefSeq names its product adrenoceptor alpha 2C (gene ADRA2C). The annotation marks the transcript as partial. Lineage: Eukaryota; Metazoa; Chordata; Aves; Eurypygiformes; Eurypygidae. The transcript has a single exon. Gene Ontology annotation, molecular function: alpha2-adrenergic receptor activity. Gene Ontology annotation, cellular component: membrane. The record is from RefSeq and is a predicted model, not a curated record. Gene Ontology annotation, biological process: platelet activation; adenylate cyclase-activating adrenergic receptor signaling pathway; regulation of smooth muscle contraction.
UUCCUCAUCGUCUUCACCAUCGUGGGCAACGUGCUGGUGGUGAUAGCCGUGCUCACCAGCCGGGCGCUGAGAGCCCCCCAGAACCUCUUCCUGGUGUCGCUGGCCAGCGCGGACAUCCUGGUGGCUACCCUGGUCAUGCCUUUCUCCUUAGCCAACGAGCUUAUGAAUUACUGGUACUUCGGCAAGGCUUGGUGUAACAUUUACCUGGCGCUGGACGUGCUCUUCUGCACCUCUUCCAUCGUCCACCUGUGCGCCAUCAGCCUCGACAGGUAUUGGUCGGUCACGCAGGCGGUGGAGUACAACCUCAAACGGACCCCACGACGGAUCAAGGCCAUCAUCCUCACUGUCUGGCUCAUUUCGGCUGUCAUCUCCUUCCCACCGCUGAUCUCCAUGUACCGGGACCCUGAAGGAGAUGGCUUUCCCCAGUGCAAGCUCAAUGACGAGACGUGGUACAUCCUUUCUUCUUGCAUUGGCUCUUUCUUUGCCCCUUGCCUCAUCAUGGUGUUGGUCUAUAUCCGCAUCUACCGCGUGGCCAAGCUAAGGACCAGGACACUCUCUGAGAAACGCACGAUGCCAGAGGGGUCCUCCCAGACUGAGAACGGCUUGAGCCGCGCUGCUGGGGGCUGCACGUCCCUGAGGAUGCAGCUGGGAGAGAAUGGACAUUACUCAGUGCACCACUGGCGCAAAGCCUCUGAGCUGGAGGACAUUGAGCUGGAGGAGAGCAGCACCUCAGAGAGUAGACGGAGGCGGAGCCGGGAGGAGCAUCCCCGCAAAAGCAGCAAGAGCCAGUCCUUCUCCUACUCAUAUUCCUCCAAGCACUCUAGUAGCCGUCUGUCCCGCUCUAGCAAUCGCUCCAUGCAGUUCUUCUCAUAUCGCCGUCGACGGAAGCGUAGCAGCAUCUGCCGUAAGAAAGUCACCCAGGCCCGGGAGAAACGCUUCACUUUUGUGCUGGCCGUGGUCAUGGGGGUCUUUGUAGUUUGCUGGUUCCCUUUUUUCUUCAGCUACAGCCUCUAUGGUAUUUGCCGGGAGGCAUGUGAGGUCCCUGAGACACUCUUCAAGUUCUUCUUCUGGAUUGGGUAUUGCAAUAGCUCCCUCAACCCAGUCAUCUACACCAUCUUCAACCAGGACUUCCGCAGGUCCUUUAAACACAUUCUCUUUAAGAAGAAGAAGAAGAACUUCCGGCAUUGAGCCGGAGGAAUGGAUUUGUCUUGAGCAGGAGUGGAGUUAAAAGAGAAGGCUCUAUGCUGAAAAAGAAAGGAGGGAAAAGAACAUGGGGUUUGGGCUUAGAGAGGGCUUGCCCCUUUGGUGGUGCGGAGUGGUGGUCUGGGGUACGGGGAUAGUGUCGGGGAGGCUGAGGGCAUUCACUGUGGUGGGGAAUGGCGACAUGGUGCUGGAGGAGCGGUGCUGGAGUGUGGAUGGGUAAAUGGGGAGGGGAGUGAUUGUCUUUGAACCCUGACAGAGGGCACGGGGAGCUCACAGAGAAAAAUAGGCUAAGACACUGAGUUUG